Messenger RNA from Salvelinus namaycush (lake trout), 2758 nucleotides. Its product is annotated as transcription factor E2F3-like. The record is from RefSeq and is a predicted model, not a curated record. Gene Ontology annotation, cellular component: RNA polymerase II transcription regulator complex. Bases 207 to 1526 code for a protein of 439 amino acids. Gene Ontology annotation, biological process: regulation of transcription by RNA polymerase II. The transcript is spliced from 7 exons. Gene Ontology annotation, molecular function: protein dimerization activity; DNA-binding transcription factor activity, RNA polymerase II-specific; RNA polymerase II cis-regulatory region sequence-specific DNA binding. NCBI's taxonomy places the organism in Eukaryota, Metazoa, Chordata, Actinopteri, Salmoniformes, Salmonidae.
UUUGAGCUGGCAGGGCUGAGACUCGCGCUAGUUUCUAAUCCAUUGCAUCUGCCUAAAUGUGCUCUCAAUAUACUUUGAAACAUACAAAUAUCGGCAAAUAAGAUCAUAAUCUACUCUUUCAUAUCAAUAUUUUUGAAUUUAUCGUGGUGGAUUAGCUGAAAAGGGGCUUUAAACUAAAGGGACAAAGGGUACCCGAGCCCACAAAGAUGAGAAGAGGGAUCUCAUCAGCCCCGGAUAAAGUAAUAAUAGCAGGGGUUGGAGGCUCCUUGGAUAAAAAUGCGGUAUUGACAGCAUUGUCCGAUCGGUUAACCCCUCAUUUUACAACUGCCACUUAUAUUCAAAUUAUAACUCCACCGCCUUGCAUUACACAGACUUCAAAUGUCUGUUUGUCCGAACCUCCAGCUGGCAGUAUAUAUUCCACUCCAAACGGAGCAACAAACGGAACCGGACAACGACCUACAUUAGGACGUCCACCGGCCAAGCGCAGGUUGGCGUUGGAUGAGUCGGACCACCAGUACCCCAUCGAAGGAGCCAGGACCCCCAGGGGAAAGGCUGGAGGAGCCUCCGGGCCAGGGCUCAAGAGCCCCAAAACUCCAAAGUCACCGGCAGAGAAGACGCGUUACGACACGUCGCUGGGCCUGCUAACGAAGAAGUUUGUUGAGCUGCUGGGCCAGUCGUCUGACGGCGUCAUCGACCUCAAUCAGGCUGCAGAGGUUCUCAAGGUGCAGAAGAGACGCCUCUAUGACAUCACCAACGUGCUGGAGGGGGUGCACCUGAUCAAGAAGAAGUCCAAGAAUAACAUACAGUGGAUGGGCUGUAACCUGUCGGAGGAUGGGGGUACGUUGACCAGCAGCCAGAGUCUGAGCAGUGAGCUGUCUGACCUGGGUCAGGAGGAGAGGAGACUGGACGAGCUGAUCCAGAGCUGUACCCUGGACGUCCAACAGAUGACAGAGGCCUCGCACAGCCACAAGUUUGCCUAUGUGACAUACCAAGACAUCCGUCAUCUGCGUCACCUGAAGGACCAGACGGUCAUCGUGGUGAAAGCUCCCUCUGAGACCAAGUUGGAGGUGCCAGACCCACAGGAGGGCCUGUCUGUCCUCCUCACCAGCACCAAGGGGCCUAUCGAGGUGUUCCUCUGUCCGGAGGAGAACACCAGUAGUCCUGUGAAGAACGGCGGCCCGGAUGUCCAAGGAAACUCCUCCCCUUUCCUCAAAGUGUCAGCAGAGAGUGCAACAGGCGGCAACGACUACGUCGCUCCAGCUCCGUCUGCGGUGAUGGUGACCAACCUGUCCCCCAUCACCUCCCCUUUCACCAGCCUGCUGCUGCAAACGGAGGACCAGAUCCCCUCCUCCCUGUCUGGGCUCCUGGAGGGCCACGGGGCCGGGCCCUUCGUCAACCUGUCCCCUCCUCUCCUCAACGAGGACUACAUGCUGAGCUUAGAGGAUGACGAGGGAAUCAGCGAUCUGUUCGACACAUACGACUUUGACAAGCUUCCCCUGGAAGAACUCAUGUGUCCCUCUAUGUAAGAGGGAGGGGUGGAAGACAAGGAUGUGUCUCGUCCCCCCCCCCCCCUCCUUAUUACUGAAUAGAGGAAGACGUAGGGGACACUUGUCUCUUCUGUGUGUUCACAUGUACCAGGAGAGACGGGGGAAAUGUCUGCUGUGUUCAUAUGUAACUGUCAUGGAGGAGCAGAGAGGGAUCAGCCUGUAGAGAGAGACUGCACCAUAGGGAGAGUUCCUUGGCACCCCUAUCCCUCUGUUUUAAAGAGGAUUGGGUACACAGGGCAUGCUGGAUAAAAGAUCUCUCUCCUUCUCUCCCUGUGCCUGCCUGUUUGUCAAGGCAGUACACUGGGCCAGGUGGGUGAAAGAUUCCCCCCCCCCUCCCCCACCCGGCGUCUUUUUCUCCCUGUACCUGCCUGUUUGUCGAGGCACUGUAGACUGCCUUAAAACUGGGUCGUGUUCAGUAGGAACAAAAAUGUAUAAACUCAUUGAAACUGAAACGGUAGAGGUUUCAUUUUCAGUCACGAUAAAGGUUUUGCUACGCUGUGGCCUAAUGAAGACGACCCUGACCAGCUCUUCUCUCACUUCUCAGACCGUCUUGAUUACUGAGAGCUGCCUUUAUCCAAACUGGCGCUAGUCGAAACCCUCCGUAACGGUCUGUGUUUCAGACGGUUGCUCAUGUGUUCCUGUGGAUGUGUCAGGUGGCCAGCGUGACCCUAUAUGCUGAUCAAGCAAAUCUACAUUUGUGCUGGUGUUCUAUGCUUUUGUCAUCGUUACAUAGAAUAUGGCAGUGACGGUGUGAUAAUGGUUUUGCGGCAACAACAACAAACAAAAAAAAUCGCUGAGUUUUGUCUUUGAAACUUUUAGGAAAUAUUUUAGUACAACACUAGUUGUUGAGAUACUGUAUCAUAAAGUACAAGUUGACCCGUUAGUUUAGAUUGGGACUCGUGUCAAGAUAUUAUCUCCUACUUAACUGACAUUCAUAUUAACUGUGUUUGCUUAGGGCAAAUAAUGGGUUUACAAGCGUCACCAAAUUCAACAAGUCCUGGUUUAAUUGGAAACCCAAGUUGGCCCGUCCCAGUCUGUAUCCAUGUGAAUGGAUAUUUCCAAGAACAACAACCAGUUAAAAAGCAACCGUUAUGUUAUUGCUCUGAAGGAAUACCUCAAGUUAUCUUGGAGAGAGAGUCUGUCUCUGUGCUGAUUAGGCUUGAGCGCUAUACCCUAUACUGGAGGGUUUAGACAUAUCCAUAUCAUGAUUU